This is a messenger RNA of Chrysemys picta bellii (western painted turtle), 2440 nucleotides long. It is a transcript of the gene VWA1, whose product is annotated as von Willebrand factor A domain containing 1. The record is from RefSeq and is a predicted model, not a curated record. NCBI's taxonomy places the organism in Eukaryota, Metazoa, Chordata, Testudines, Emydidae. Gene Ontology annotation, molecular function: protein binding.
UUUCCCCUUCUCCCUCCGGUCCAGCUCAGGGGAGAGAGGCGCCCAGUCUUGGCUUUUCUUUACUGCAGCUGGGCGGGAGCCCCCGUUUGUGAAAUCAGCCCAACCACAGGCAAACUCCGCCCGCGAGCAGCUCCGCGCUCCGGAGGCAAGUUGAACGCCGCAGCUGGGGUGUUGCAUGGGCUGCUCCUCCAGCCACUCCCGUCGGGGGGGAGGAUUCAUGACUUGGGAAGGGAGGGGACGCGUCUUCCCGAGCCGGAUCCGCAAGAGCGCAGCAAAAACUCUCGGGAGCGGGGACUCUGAUCUCCCGGCGCUAGCGGCCAGGCUGCGGGACCCUGCCCCGGAAUAUGCCUGAUCUCCAGCCGCUCAUCCGCCUUCAGCGCGCUAGGCUUUGGGAUCGCAGGUAGUUUUGCCAUGUUUGCCAGGACGGCGCUUCAGCUCGCUCUGUGGCUGCAAGUUGCGCUGGGGCAGAGUCUACCUAAGAGAGGUCUCCAGCCCUUCAUCCCAGACUCAGAAGGGGACCUCCUCUUCCUGCUGGACAGCUCUGGCAGUGUCUCCUACUACGAGUUCUCUAGGAUCAAGGAGUUCGUCAGGGGCCUCCUGCGACCCUUCACCUUUGGCCCCAGUGACGUCCAGACCAGCAUCAUCCACAUCAGCACGGUGCCCACCAUAGAGUUCCCCUUUGACCGGUACUUGUCCAGUGGGGCAGUGCAACAGGCCAUCCGGGACACGCAGCAGCUGAUGGGGGACACCAACACGGGCAAAGCCCUCUCCUUCGCCAAGGAGAAGUUCUUCACGGACGAAGCUGGCGCCCGGGCGGAUGUGCCCAAGGUGCUGGUGUGGGUGACGGAUGGCUUCUCUACUGAUGACAUCUCCCAGCCCAUGCAGCUGCUGAAGGACAUGGGGGUCACGGUCUUCAUCAUCAGCACUGGGCGCGGGAACUACCUGGAGCUUUCGGCAGCUGCCAGCCAGCCUCCUGAGAAGCACUUGCACUUUGUGGACGUGGAUGACAUGCCCAUCAUCACCAAGGAGCUGAGGGACGCCAUCAUAGAUGUUAUCCGAGCCAAGCGGCUCCGCGCCGUGGAGAUCACCUCCAGCAGCUUCCGUCUGACGUGGCCUAGGCUCCUCUCCAGCGACACCGGCUACUACGUGCUGCAGUACGCCCCUGCGGACGACCCGAGGAGGAAGCUGGUGAAGCAGGUGUCCGGGGAUCACACCACAGAUGUCCUGAGCGAUCUCUCGCCAGAAACCACCUACGAGGUCGUGCUCGUUCCAGAGUCCAACGAGCACUAUAUCCCUCUGCAAACCACCAGGGUCACCACGCUGGAAGAGGAAAUCAGCCCAACUCGGGUUCUCAUCUCGGAGUCCAAGCCGCACAGCUUCCGCGUCAGCUGGGCUCCCACGCCGGACAGUGUGAGGAGCUACCAGGUGCUGUAUGGGCCGCUGCCUGGCAAUUCAGCUAAGCUGCUGGAAGUGGAUGGGGCGCACAACAGCACAGUAGUGGAGAACCUGGCCCCCAACACCACCUACUUGGUGACGGUGGCGGCCAUCUAUAAAUCGGGGAAGGAGAAAGCCCUGUCGGCCAAAGCUUGCACGCAGGAAGAGAGCUCCAAGGUGAGGCACCUGCGCUUCGAGGACAUGGGCCCCAACACCCUGAAGGCCUCCUGGGACUCGGCCGACGGGCCAGUCCUCGGUUACCGAGUGAGGUGCCGGCGGCAGACGGGCCCCUCGUCACUCCUCAGCGUCUCGCCGCAGAUCCACAGCGUGCUCCUGACGGACCUGGCCUCGGGCACUGCCAACAAAGUGUGCGUGAAGCCCGUGUACAGGAACCAGCCAGGGAAGGGGCUGUGCCGCAUGGUUCACAUGCAGCAUGCCACAGCAGCACAAGGAUACAAGCACAGACGGAGCGCGUGAGGGACACUGGACUGAGCUGUUCCCCUACAGCGUGAGGGGAAAGGAUUGGACAAGGAUGAAUAGGGGGACCUCACCGAUCAUCUCCCAUCCUGCGUUACCCCUUGAGGUGUGUGGUUCCCCCUAGCUGUUGUCAAGCCCAUUAGACUCCUGAAACUGUAAAGUACGACCCCCAGCUUAUCAAACAGCUUGGCUGGCUGGAGCAAGCGGACGGGCUGAUGGAUCCCAGCCAUGCAAUGGGUGCGGGUUAAAAAUUGUGCUAGCCUUUUGUAUGUUCCUACGCCUGAAAAAUUAGCGACGGAAAGACAAAGUGGGAAAUCGUAACCGUUGUUUGCUUCCUGUUUUUUAUUCAUUUUCUGUCUUGUUUUGGUUUUUGCAGAGUAUAAGUGGCCUUGCACUGAUCACAAGUGGCUGGGAGCCACAUUGAUCCCUGGUGUAUAACUCCAUAGAAGCUGUUGGAGUUAGACCAGGGGUGAAUUGUGCCCAGUGAGAUCAAUGAGUUUGGGAGGCAGAUCUAGGUAUUGUGACAGGG